AUGAAAGACAGCGGUCCUUCAAGAGAAAAUCUUACGUGGACUGAACCACAAAUGGAUUACUUAGUCCAGCUUCUUGUGGAGCAGUCACGCAUCCCUGGCAUGAAAUCCGCCGGAGGUUUGAAGCCCAAAGCAUACACAACUAUUGAAAAGGGAAUGAUGGAUAGAUUCGGUCCAGAAUUCACGAAAGACAAAACAAAAAACAAAUUGAAGUAUUCCAAACCCAACUUAACAGUGAUGAAGGAAAUGUUGAACACAAGUGGGUUUGGCUACGACCCAAUUAACAAAUGCAUUGAGGUCGACCCCCAAGUAUGGAACGACUACAUUGAGAAAUAUCCGAAUAGAAAAAAGUACAGAGGGCCAAAAGUAUGGAGAUACUAUGAUGAGUUCGCCGAGGUAUAUGGCGAAUCUCAUGCAACUGGGCAAAAUGCAGUCACAUUAAACAACGUGCUAGAAACUGAGACUGAAUCACUCCCAUGUACAUCUGCAUCUCAGACAUCACCUUCGUACAUGCAGCCUGAUAGUGAACAGUCAUUUACACAAACGCUUAAUGAUGGUACUCCCCUACAAUCGCCACUACCUACAACUCCUACAACUGAGAAUCCGACAACCAAUACAAGUACACGUAGGUCAAAACGGAACAGGUCAACCAAUGAUGACAUGUAG
This is a messenger RNA of Nymphaea colorata (pocket water lily), 663 nucleotides long. RefSeq lists its product as uncharacterized. The transcript is spliced from 2 exons. NCBI's taxonomy places the organism in Eukaryota, Viridiplantae, Streptophyta, Magnoliopsida, Nymphaeales, Nymphaeaceae. Bases 1 to 663 code for a protein of 220 amino acids. The record is from RefSeq and is a predicted model, not a curated record.